Molecule: messenger RNA, 507 nt
Organism: Baudoinia panamericana UAMH 10762
Lineage: Eukaryota; Fungi; Ascomycota; Dothideomycetes; Mycosphaerellales; Teratosphaeriaceae
Exons: 1
Coding region: 202-468 (88 amino acids)
Source: RefSeq, a predicted model, not a curated record
GGUCGUCAUAACCGGUACGAGACAGCGAGAAGAUGCCAAUCAGCACCCGCUAACUUCUCAUGGUGUGCUUACACCACGUUAGCCAGGCCAGGGUGUAGCGAAUGAGGGUCAGCAUUUAGUACUAUUCAAUGUGCGAAGGAUUUCACGUAGGAAGCCAUGAUAUUGAACCUUGAUAAAUGAUGCAGGUUGGCCCGGGAAAUAAUGCUUGGGCCAAUGGAUAGAGGUGUAUGCCGGUCAAGAGCAUGGUACCUGCAUUUGCAACAAGCUCAUCAGAAUUGGUGUGGCGAUUGGAGCGACUACGGCACGCUGUUACCAGGAAGGAGCUUGUUUUGCGGCGGCAGGAUAGCCCGUAUUCGGCACCGAGCGGCAGGUUGGGGGCUGCUGCUAUGCUACUGUUGGGUCUGCGUUCGCAUGCUCACAGAGGAGUCUGCAUUUGUUGAUGCCUCUACCAUACCUGCGUCGAUCUGAAGCUUCGGGUACCCUGCGUCCGUCACACGAGAGGUUCGA